Rhododendron vialii is the source of this 465-nucleotide messenger RNA. RefSeq lists its product as uncharacterized. Lineage: Eukaryota; Viridiplantae; Streptophyta; Magnoliopsida; Ericales; Ericaceae. The coding region runs from base 1 to 465 and encodes 154 amino acids. The transcript has a single exon. The record is from RefSeq and is a predicted model, not a curated record.
AUGACCCGAACCCAAGCAAUGAACAAAUUCUGCAAACGCCGACCCCUGACUUUUCACAGAGAUCCUAACCCCAUCAUGGCCGAGACGUGGCUGAAUGAAGUCAAGACGAUCCUUAGAACCUUAGGGAUUACCCGCGAUGGAGACUGCAUGGCCUUAGCCACUUACCAGCUGAAAGGGGAGGCCCGUUAUUGGUGGGACCUAAUGGAAGCCACCCAUACCAUAGCCAUUAUGACCUUCACUGAGUUCGAAAUCUUAUUCCUCAACAAAUACUUUCCCAAACCCCUUCGCCUAGCCAAGAAACAAGAGUUCCUGAACCUAAAACAAGGAACGAUGACCGUCACCCAGUACGUGGCCAAGUACGAGGAACUAUCCCAUUACGCCCUAGACUCCAUCCCGAAUGAGGACAAGAAGGCUAGGAGGUUCGAGUGGGGGCUGACGACCACUCGAUGGGCCGUGGUGGCUUAA